Messenger RNA from Funneliformis caledonium, 2874 nucleotides. NCBI's taxonomy places the organism in Eukaryota, Fungi, Glomeromycota, Glomeromycetes, Glomerales, Glomeraceae. The record is from the annotation of a GenBank genome assembly.
AUGGAUAUAGCUUUGAAAGAUUUUGAAAUUCCAUCAGAUUUAAUUAAACCUGUGGGUCCACUUAAUAACGCUGGAGGAGAAAAUCAUAUUAAAAAGAGGAUAUUUUUUAAUUCCCCUGUGGCUGAAAAGGAAAUUGGAAAAUUUAAAAAAAAUGACCCAAAACUUCGUGAAUUGGAAAAAGAAGCCAAACUCAUUCAUAAAAUUUGUACUUGUAGAUUUGUCCUUACUUUUUAUGGAUUUAUCCGACAAAACACAAGUUAUAGUGUGAUUUCGAAAUGGAGUGAAUAUAACCUACAAACUUAUCUUGCGGAAUACCCGAAUAUGGAAUGGACUAAAAAAUUAUCGAUCGCUAGUGGAAUUGCCAGCGCGCUAAACUUUAUUCAUAAAGAAGAUAUCUUACAUCAUGACAUUAAAAGCGGCAACAUUUACUUAAAUGCUUGUUUGCAAGUGAAGCUUCAUGGUUUUCGCGUAGCAGAAGGUUCAUCGAUUUCCCCGGUUAUGUUAGCUUCAGCUAGUGAACCGACAGAUCCUAGAUGGACUUCCCCUGAAAGGUUUAAAGAUAAUGAAUAUACUAGUGCCAGCGAAAUUUAUAGUUUUUCCUUGGUUCUUUGGGAAAUCAUUAAUCAUAAUAUUCCAUUCCACGAUGUGAAUUACGAUUUGAUAAAAAACAAGGUUCUCAACGGAGAACAUCCGCAACCCGAGAAAACCAACGGAACACUUGUUGAAUAUCAAGAAAUAAUGGAAAAUGGACGGGAUAUAAAUCCAAAAAAACGUCCAUCCGCCAAGCAAAUGUUUGAAGUAUUAAGUCAUUUAGAAUCAAAAGAAUGGCUUGGUCAUAUGCUGCCUAGAAUUGGGGACGAUGAUCUUUCGCAGUCCGACUUUAAAACGUCGGCUUUUUCACCAAUGAAUUCCAAAUUACUUGAAUUUCCAAUUUCAAGAUUAACAGAUUUAGCAUCAACAACAGAUACUUGUAAAGCGGUAUUGAAAUUGUUUGAAAAUGCAAAGCGUAAUAGAGAUCUUUUUGAUAGGAGCGUGAAUAUUAUUAAGGUUGGGAAGGUCAUGCUAAAUGAAGUUAAACAAACUAUCGAUCAAUCAAUAAAUCUUUAUUGGAAAGAUUACAUUGAAGAGUCUUCAGCUUUACAAAGAUAUAGCAAUUAUUUAUUGAAUAUUGAGAACGUUAAAGCUUUUAUAGAAGUUGAUAAUGCAGAGGUUCGACAAGAAAUAUCAACGUUAAAUGAUGAAUUAGAAAGCAUAACUAAUGAAUUACACAAAUCGGUUCAACAUUGGAAAUCCGAAUUUAAUAGAUGUAGAGUGUCUAAAGGAAAAUUUAAAGCGGCUGCUAAAAUGUUGAUAUUAUAUAAAACAGUUUCGCCUCAACCUAUAAUAGAUUGUGAAAUCCCAUCAUAUUUUGCUGACACAGAACAUUCAUCUGUUGUUCUUGGAAGUAAGAAUCAUAUUAAAAAAGGGCUUUACAUGUACAGUGCUUCCGUAGCCGAAAAGAUAGUUGGAAAAUAUGAAAAGAAUGAUCCAAAACUUCUCGAAUUGCGAGAAGAAGUUGAUUUUCUGAAAAGUCUCAGUGAAUGUGAAAAUAUACUAAAGGUUUAUGGACUCGUUCGUCGAAACACUAGUUAUAGUGUUAUUUUGAAAUGGGGUGAACAUAACUUACAACCUUAUCUUGCGAAGAACCACAAUAUGGAAUGGACAAAAAAAUUAUCGAUCGCACGCGGAAUUACCAAUGCAUUGAAAUUCAUUCACAAGGAAAACAUAUUACAUUAUGAUAUUAGAAGUGAUAAUAUUUACUUGGAUAAUCGUUUACAACCUAAACUUUUUGGUUUUCGUAUUGUAAAAGAUUCGCCAAUUAUGAUGACUUCAGCUAAUGAGCCAACAAAUCCAAGAUGGACUCCUCCUGAGAAGUUUCGUGGUGAAAAAUAUACUAAUGCCAGCGAAAUUUAUAGCUUUUCCUUGAUCCUUUGGGAAAUCAUUAACCACAAAGUUCCAUUCCACAACAUAGAUCCUGAUGAGAUUAAAAUCCAGAUUCUCAAUGGAACACUUCCACAACCUGAAACAAAUAAUAACGCACCAGUCAAAUAUCAAGAAAUAAUGAAAAGAGGAUGUAAUUUUGAUCCAAGAAAACGUCCAUCAAUUGAAGAAAUAUUUAAUGUGUUAAAUGAAUUAGAUUCAGAAUGGCAUAAUGUUGAUAUCGGAGAUGAAGAUAAUAAUUUUCUUUCACCAAAUGCUGCAUUUAAAGAUGAUGCUUCAUUUGAAGAUAGUGAAUUCUCAUUUCAUACGGAUUUUUCAAAUUCAAAUAAUAGUACAUCCGAUUUAAAUUUAAAUGUUACAACACAUUUUGCGAAAAAACAUUUAACUUUAGAUAAGUUUAAUCCAUUUCGCAAACAUUUAGAUAUUGAAGAUGCGAUUAAAUUACAUAAUGGAAGACAAUACAAGAAGGCAUGGAAGUUGUUUAAAGAAAUCGAGAGAAAAACUGGGACAAAUGAUGCAAAAUUUUGUGUAGGAUAUUAUUACCUUAAAGGUUUUCAUGAAGGACGUGGCGGCAUAUCAGAUCCUGACACAAGUUUAAAAUAUUUAUAUCAAGCAGCGAAAGCUGGUCAGCGUAACGCUCAAUAUUGGUACGCUGAAGUACUUUUAAAUUCAAAUUAUAAAUUAAAAGCUCAAAAAAUUGAUAGAGACCAUAAACUUGCGAUGGCAUUUUUGGAGGAGGCCGCAAAACAUGGUUGUGUUUCCGCCCUGAGAGACUUGGGAGAAAUUAAGAAGAAAGGGAAGUAUGGUAGCUCUCAUGAUCGUACUAUUGGAAAGAAUAUGAUUAGAAAAGCUCAUACUAUGAGUUUACUUUAUUCACUAGAUAGUUUAAAAUAG